Messenger RNA from Nycticebus coucang (slow loris), 1969 nucleotides. RefSeq names its product transmembrane protein 106B (gene TMEM106B). Bases 206 to 1033 code for a protein of 275 amino acids. The transcript has 8 exons. Gene Ontology annotation, cellular component: lysosomal membrane. NCBI's taxonomy places the organism in Eukaryota, Metazoa, Chordata, Mammalia, Primates, Lorisidae. The record is from RefSeq and is a predicted model, not a curated record. Gene Ontology annotation, biological process: lysosomal transport; lysosome organization; dendrite morphogenesis.
GCGCAGGCGCGCGGGAGGUUUGCGGUAGGCCUCAGCUGAUCCUGCCCUUGUCCCGCCCCUCCCCCUUCCCAGCUCACAGGCUGCCGGGCGCUGGGGCCCUUCUUUCCAUCCCCCCCUGCACCCGGGACUGCCGACUCUGCGACCCUGGCCUAGGGCCUGUCUGCGCCGAAGGAGCCGGGGACUCCGCAGCGCCCCGCGUGCCGACAUGGGAAAGUCUCUUUCUCAUUUGCCUUUGCAUUCAAGUAAAGAAGAUGCUUAUGAUGGAGUCACAUCUUCUGACAACAUGAGGAAUGGAUUGGUUAGUGGUGAAGUACAUAAUGAAGAUGGAAGAAAUGGAGACGUCUCUCAGUUUCCAUAUGUGGAAUUUACAGGAAGAGAUAGUGUCACUUGCCCCACUUGUCAGGGAACAGGCAGAAUUCCCAGGGGGCAAGAAAACCAACUGGUGGCAUUGAUUCCAUAUAGCGAUCAGAGAUUAAGGCCAAGAAGAACAAAGCUGUAUGUGAUGGCCUCCGUGUUUGUCUGUCUGCUCCUUUCGGGAUUGGCUGUGUUUUUCCUUUUCCCUCGUUCUAUCGACGUGAAAUACAUUGGCGUAAAAUCAGCAUACGUCAGUUAUGAUCCUCAAAAGCGUAGAAUAUAUUUAAAUAUCACAAAUACGCUAAAUAUUACAAACAAUAAUUAUUAUUCCGUUGAAGUUGAAAACAUCACUGCUCAAGUUCAAUUUUCAAAAACAGUUAUUGGAAAAGCACGCUUAAACAACAUAACCAAUAUUGGUCCACUUGAUAUGAAGCAAAUUGAUUACACGGUACCUACUGUUAUAGCGGAGGAAAUGAGUUACAUGUUUGAUUUCUGUACACUGGCAUCCAUCAAAGUACAUAACAUAGUACUCAUGAUGCAAGUUACUGUGACAACUACAUACUUUGGCCACUCUGAACAGACAUCCCAGGAGAGGUACCAGUAUGUCGACUGUGGAAGGAAUACCACAUAUCAGUUGGGGCAGUCUGAGUAUCUAAAUGUACUUCAGCCACAACAGUAAAAACUGAAAGAGAUACGUCUAGAGAAGGACAAAUAUCUACUGAUAUUUUCCAUACUCCUAAAGAGGAGGUAUUUCCUAACAGGAUAUCUUAAAUUGAACAAACCUAAAGUUUACACUUCUAUUUUAAGAAUACAGUUAAAAGUACGUGGACUUGCGAUUAUUUCAAACUCUCCACUCUGUGUUAAUGAUAUAUUUGUACCAGAAUCUUUUACUUGAAUCGAAAUUUACUAAUUGAUUUUCUUCUACCCCUUCAUUCUAAAAGGGAAAGACCAAGCCUUUCCCUAUAGUAUAAUAAUAAUUAUUUGAAAAUCAUAGUUCUUACCACUACUGAAAACAUAAUUUUAGUUAUGAACAUAAUUAGAGAAACUUAAUUUCCGAAUGUUUUUCUAGAAAAUUACUGAAAGCCCUAUCAUUCAUGGAAGACUUUUAAAGAAUAGCCUUUUAUCCCUGUUUUAUAAAUUGCCAUUGUUACAUGGUAGUUUUUCAACUACAUAAUAUUUUAGCUUUUAGCUAAGUGUUUUUAGCUUUUCAUUUAUUGAAAUUCUACUUAUUUGCAUGUGUUUGUCAGUCUUAUUUCAGACUAGUGGUUGCAUAACACUUAUAACCAAAAUAGUCUUUGAAAAAUUCCAUACUUAAAUUUUGUUAAAGUCCUUAAAUAAUGUGUUUCAUGUUUUUCCGUAGUAGUUACAGUUUGGUGAAUUUUUUGUGUGAUCCUCAAUCAUUCACUUAAUGUACAAUAUUGUAAAUAAAUGAACUGUGCAUGGUCUUUAUACAGCUUUAACAAAUGUCAAAGUGGUAUAGAUUCAGAGUUAAAGCAAGUUGCUCAUAAAAAUAAAUACAAUGGAUGAAAUUCAGAGACCCAUAGAAUUAGAAUAGCUUCCAAUUACAUGUUGGAUCUGGCAUAAAACAGAUUUGAAAUAAAAUAUUUUGAUGUUC